Entrophospora sp. SA101 is the source of this 393-nucleotide messenger RNA. NCBI's taxonomy places the organism in Eukaryota, Fungi, Glomeromycota, Glomeromycetes, Entrophosporales, Entrophosporaceae. The record is from the annotation of a GenBank genome assembly.
AUGUCAGAACAAGAAUUAAGCAUGGAAAACAACACUGACAGUGACUCUGACGAAGAAAACUCUCAAGAAGAAAACUCUACUAUUUCUACAUCACAACCAGGAAGAGAAUUAGACAAAUCUGACAUUUUAAAUCAACAAAGAAGAAGGGUCCAACAACCAACUACACAAUUAAAUACAACGCCAGUCAUAGGAUCAAACAACCAAUUUACUAACCAACCUAUUACAAAUAAUCUAGAACAACAAGUAACAACAAUGGAUGCCACUCAAUUCAAUCAAUUAAUAGCAGCAUUAGGACAACUCACUCAACAACUUGCUGUUAGAACUACUACUCCUUUAACUAUAGAAUUUGCUGGUGGGCGAAAGAAAGAAACUAAUCAGGAUCUUGUUACGUGA